Molecule: messenger RNA, 842 nt
Organism: Stylophora pistillata
Lineage: Eukaryota; Metazoa; Cnidaria; Anthozoa; Scleractinia; Pocilloporidae
Source: RefSeq, a predicted model, not a curated record
ACUAGUCGAGCUUAGCGCUAUAUAAUUGCUUUUUAUUUUUAUUAUUAUUAUUAUUAUUACAGUAGAUUCUACGAGGUAGUGAUCAUGCGCUCAACAGCAGCUAAGAGAGUGGUGGAUGUGCUGACACAGAUAUUCUACAGAUAUGGAUUUCCAUUUACACUCAAAUCUGACAACAGUCCUAAGUUUUGGUGUGAGGAGUUUGAGAAGUUUCUCUCUGAUCACGGAAUCAAACACUUGACAUCUCCACCAUUCUGGCCGCAGGCUAAUGGACAUGUCGAAAGACAGAAUAGAACUCUGCUUAAGUCUUUGAAAAAUGCUCACAUCGAGGGAAAGAACUGGCACGAAGAACUGCAGAAGUUUCUGUUAGCCUAUAGAACCACACCGCAAACAAGUACUGGUGUUACUCCUGCAUUCCUCAUGUUUGGUAGAGAGUUGAAAACAAAACUUCCAGAGUUAAGGUGCACUGGUAACCUGUUGGACAAGGGGCCAGAGAUCGUGAUUGGAAUCACAAGUUGGUCCACAAAGAACAUGCUGACAACAAGCGGGGUGCCGCUGAAAGCCCUGUAACACCUGGGGAUCUGGAUUUAGUGAAGAACAUGAAAACGUCUGGCAAGCUAGAAGCAAAUGUUGAGAGUGAGCCAUACACAGUGCAGACUAAAGGAGGCAGUGAGGUGACUGUUAGGUCCAAAGAGGGUGUGGAACAUAGGCGGAACAGUGCAUUGGUUAAGCGGUACAACCCACCAGGGGAAUUACCGGAAGCCACAGAGGCCAUUUCUCAAGACGCUUCCCUUCCACCAUAGGAGAAUAUAGCAACAUCAAGACCAAGGCAGACUGUCAGAAUG